Periophthalmus magnuspinnatus is the source of this 1317-nucleotide messenger RNA. It is a transcript of the gene b3gnt2l, whose product is annotated as UDP-GlcNAc:betaGal beta-1,3-N-acetylglucosaminyltransferase 2, like. Gene Ontology annotation, molecular function: protein N-acetylglucosaminyltransferase activity. NCBI's taxonomy places the organism in Eukaryota, Metazoa, Chordata, Actinopteri, Gobiiformes, Gobiidae. The record is from RefSeq and is a predicted model, not a curated record. Bases 36 to 1304 code for a protein of 422 amino acids. The transcript has a single exon. Gene Ontology annotation, cellular component: membrane.
AAAAAGCACUGGAUUGCAUAACUUUUUCUAAAACAAUGAGACCCUUUCAAAGCUUAAUUGUUAUGGUUUUACUGACUUCAUUGUUUCUCAUUUUCCUCUCAACAUUACAUUUGGAGAAGACCCACAGUCACAGCCUGGAACAGAAAGAGCUAAGGAGGCCUCGGAUUAUUCAAGCAGCAGAAAAACUUAAUGCAACUGUCUCACCAUUGACCAAACAUGUGAGUUUUCCCACCGUAAAGCCUGAUGUCAGUGUGUCUGUUUCAAGUGGUCUGACACAGGCUAUCUCUAAAAACAAAGCCUACUGGAAUCGACUGCUUUACUCCACCCUUAGGCAGGUGAAUAGAAAAGAACUGGAGCAUCAUCAUCUGUGGUCUCACUGUAGGGAAGUCAACCAAGAACUCUUGAAAACCAAUAUUCAUGAUUUUGCUUCAUAUCCCUACAUGUUUCAGGACUUUUUAAUGGCCAUGAAUUGUAAGUCUCCUCCACUCCUGGUAAACCAGCCAGACAAAUGUCUGAACAGUGACAGAGGUGGGCAAACCUUCCUUCUUUUUGCGAUCAAGUCAAGACCUGGAAACUUUGAACAGAGGCACUCAGUGCGUGAGACCUGGGGAAGAGAGGAAGUUUUUCAGAAUAAUUUGAGAGUACGCACCCUGUUUCUACUGGGCAGCCCAUCAUCAGAUGACCCUGAUCUUGGUGCCUUGUUGUCAUUUGAAGCUAAAACCUUCAAGGACAUCCUUCAAUGGGACUUCAAUGAGUCUUUGCUGAACCUAACACUCAAAAUGGAUGCAUUUCUCCACUGGACUUUGAAAAAUUGUCCACAUGUUUCCUUUGUGUUUAGUGGGGAUGAUGAUGUUUUUGUUAACACACCAGCAUUACUAAGUUACCUGCAGUCUCUAGAGCCUUCAAAGGCUACUCAGCUCUUUGUUGGUCAUGUUAUAAGUACAGCUGCUCCACUCAGGGACCCUAAAAGCAAAUAUUAUAUCCCUCUGAGUUUCUAUGAUGGAACAUACCCUCCUUAUAUUGGGGGUGGUGGCUUUGCUGUCUCUGGGUCAUUAUUGCAACGGCUUCAUUCAAUUUCACGUGUUAUUCCUUUCUUCCCAAUUGACGAUGUUUACAUUGCAAUGUGUUUAAAAGCCUUAGGGAUUUCUCCUGAGGCACAUUCAGGUUUUCAAACAUUUGAUGUAAGUGAGCAGGACCGUCAGAACUUGUGUGUGCAUAAAGGUCUCAUACUGAUACACCAGCGAUCCCCCAGGGAGUUGAAGAAACUGUGGAGAGGAAUUCAUAGCCCACUUCUGACAUGUUAAAUUCCUUAUUCCA